Messenger RNA from Peniophora sp. CBMAI 1063, 603 nucleotides. The record is from the annotation of a GenBank genome assembly. NCBI's taxonomy places the organism in Eukaryota, Fungi, Basidiomycota, Agaricomycetes, Russulales, Peniophoraceae.
AUGGUUACCGCUUCUCCUUCUGGAUCGCCGAGACCGCUAUCUUCGCGCUGGCUCGACGCUGUCUAUGUUGGCUACUUUCUGAUUCACAUCCCAGCGACUGUUCUCCUUGAUCUCCAGUCAAUCUACCCUGCAGCCUACACACCGGCAUGGUUCCGUGCUAUUCCGGUGUGGUACGUCGGUUUCGCGAACGAUCCCCUCAUCGCGGGUGCCUUGGGUCUCGUCAAAACUAGUCCUACCGAGUUCGCUUGGUUGAAGAGCUUCAUGUGGCUGGAAGCUCUCUUUCAACUCCCACUUUUCUUCUACGGCGCUUAUGGCCUAUGGAAAGAUUCAUUCUCGGUCUACGUACCGAUCCUACUCUACGGCGCGUCAACAGCAACAACAACCCUCGCCUGCGUCGCUCUGGUGCUCGCCACACCCUCGACCAGCGCCGCUACGGCAGCCGCAGGGAUUGCAUCCGUGACGUUCGCGCAGCGGGCGAACCUUUUGGCGAAUUACCUGCCGUUCCUGUUCCUGCCGCUCAUCAUGGCGCUCGACAUGAGUUCAAGGAUGUACAAGCUUGCGUUGAAGGGUCUCAAGGUGGAGCAAGCGAGCAAGUCGAAGUAG